Messenger RNA from Pseudonaja textilis, 5144 nucleotides. RefSeq names its product cilia and flagella associated protein 65 (gene CFAP65). Gene Ontology annotation, cellular component: sperm flagellum; cytoplasm. Lineage: Eukaryota; Metazoa; Chordata; Lepidosauria; Squamata; Elapidae. Gene Ontology annotation, biological process: sperm axoneme assembly. The record is from RefSeq and is a predicted model, not a curated record.
AUUCUGACAGCUGGAAUGUCCUUAACUUUGCCAAUUAUCUUCCGUCCUUUGGAAAAGAGGGAAUAUGAAGAUAGCAUCCUCUUUGAAAAGCCAGAAGGAGAAUUUUCUGUUGCACUGGUAGCUAAACUACCACGCCUUGAUCUCCUUUUGCCAGAUACCAUCCAGCUUCCUGCAUGUGCUGUCUAUCAUUUUGUGGAGUCCUGCUUUCCUUUAUACAAUAAUGGGGAUCUACUGAUAUGCUUCAGCUGGGAGGUGCCUGAACCUUUUUCUUUUAUUCCUGCUCGUGGCAUGUUGGAUCCCGGUGAAGAAUGCAUAAUGAAGGUGACUUUCCGACCUGAGAUGGCUUUAGUGUAUGAUGUUUUAGCAACAUGCACCUUUGGAGACAAUCAGGAGCAGAAGACUCUUAAACUGAAAGCUGUUGGUAAAUAUCCCCACCUGCUGGUCAACGUGCAAGAAGACACCUAUGAAGAUAUCAAGCGAAUAAAGUUCCGGGAUGUGCUUUCCUUUGGCUCUGUUGCUGUUGACAGCACUGUGGAGAAAGAAAUGGAGAUACUGAACGUAUCUGUGGUUGAUGCUCCAUUCAGGAUUGACAGAACAAAGGAGUCAAUGCUUCGUGAUCGUGUCUUUUCCUGCGACAUUACCCAAGCCAUUGUUAAAGCUGGUGGCACAUCAGUCAUCCCUGUUAGGUUUAGCCCAAACACUGUGGGUGUGAAAAGUGUGGAUUAUUUCACAAUUGUGCCUUUUGGAAGUAGCACACAUUCUGUGUUGAAAGUGACAGGAUCAUGCAAAGGCCCUGCAGUAACUUUUCAGCCUCCCUCUGUUUACUUCUGCUGCCUUAACCUUGGUGAAUACUCUAAUCAGCCAUUAGACAUCACUAACAACUCCGACAUUCCAGCUUACUAUCAAUUCGACAUUGAUUGCACACAGAGUGUGUUUUCCAUUGACCGUCCUUGUGGGGUCUUGAAUGGAAUGUCAACAAUCACGCUGAAGGUGACUUUCCAGCCUACUCACCCAAUUAUAUGUUACCGGCGUGUGGCUUGCCUUGUGCAUCAUCAGGAUCCAUUGUUCUUAGAUUUGGUUGGGACCUGCCACACAGAAACAACAAGUCCAAUCCCCCUGAAAAUGAAGGAUAUGAGCAGGUACAAGACACAUAUGGCCAGAGGACUGACCUUUUUCCCACCAGACAUCCUGGGCACCAUGCUGAAGGAAGGCAAGCUGCUAGUAGAUGAGAACGGAGCUCUUACACUCCCACCAGAGAUGCUGCAGGACAAACCCCCCGAGGAGUACCCCGUCAUUGAACCCAUGGUUGAAUAUUUCCAUGAUGGUGUAUACAGUGACCUCACGAUAUAUCCUCCCCAUGUCAGCCUCAGCAUCAAGGAGUUUGAUUUUGGCUGCUGUGCAAGCCUUCGAGAGAUAGAGCCACUUCCUUUCUCUGUGACUAACCACACAAAGGGGAAAGUCACUGUUAUUUGGACAAGAAAGCCACACAGUCCUUUCCAGGUGAUGCCAGAGGGUUGUGACAUCCCAUCUCUCAAGAGCAUGGCUUUCCGCAUCACUUUCCAGCCUCCUCAGGUCAAUACUUUAUAUGCAGCAGAACUGGAAGGCUUUGCUUUCUAUAAGGUACUGAGACACUACAACAAUGUUGAGGAGCCCAUCACCAUAUGUCCAUCCUGGAGUUUGACCAUCCGCUUGCGUGGACAUACUUUUCAACCUGGGCGACAGCACUUCAUCCCCCAGUUCACCUUGGACUGUCACAAGGUUUUUCCUCCAGUCUGUCGGAAUGUCACCACAUACCGCAGCAUGCUACUCUGCAAUGUAGGCACGACGGCCAUAUGUUUUAACAUUGGCCGAGAAAAGUGCCCUUCUGUCUUGGUCAAGCCUAGCUGUGGAUAUGUUAUUCCAGGAGCCCACCAGAUCUUUUUCCUUUCAACUUGCCCCACAGAAACAACUAUACAACAGCACACCUUGCUCUUGCACCUCAAUUUCUGGUCCUCUUUCACUCAGGAGAUUUUUCUUCAGAGCAAUGCGGAGCCUCUGGCGCUACUCUUGGAAGGUGAUGGCAACCUGUACUUCAAGCCCACCUGUGUGGGAACCUGCUCUUCACGUACUUUCACCAUCAAAAACUGUACCCGACUACCUAUGCUUUUCAGAUGGAAAAUCCAGAAGUCUGACCAAAAGCUUCUGUCUGUCCAACCUGCUGAAGGAACACUACUACCCAGUGAAGCUUUAGCUCAGACAUGGACCUUCACUCCUGCUGAACAAAUCAAGUAUCUGCUGCGGAGCUAUGUGAUAGUUUGGAGAGACCAAGAAAUGCUGGAUGACAAGACACCAAAGACUAUUCGCUACGUUCUGCGAGUUAUUGGGGAGGGGUCGUUUGGCACCAUAAUGGCAGAAGAGAAACAGAUAGAUGCUGGCAACAUCUUGGUUGGUAGCACACAAUCCUGUAACCUUGUUUUAUUUAACAAUGGAUCCUGCUGCUUAAAAUAUGUCCUUAGUGUGGAACAAACAAUCACUGGACCAUGUGAUCCUGAGGAAGUUGCCAGUGAUCCCUUAGCAAUAGAUUUGGAUCACUACAAAGGGACAGUUUGGGCUCGGGGAAAGAUCUACUUACAAGCAACUUUAAAACCAGCUCACCGGCUGCACUACACAUGGACAAUCUAUUGUGCCAUUUCUACUCCCAAAGCUGCAAACCCUUUGGGGGAAAAGCUGCCUGUUUGCUAUGUGGUAGCAACUGGCAUCUACCCUUCCAUCUGCGUCGUUGAUGCCUGCGGGACAGGCUGUGCCUCUGGCAUCAGCAAGCUGCACCUCUGGAGGCUCUUUUCUUUGGAGAGACUGAACCAAUAUCUGGAGCGAGAGCCGACACCACAAGAGCUCACUUUCCGAGUGCCUACCAGACAUAGCACUCAACGAAUCCCACCAGUUUACACACCUGUCAUGGUGGAUUUCAAUUUUGGAGCUGCUCCAGUUGGAUGUGGGUCCUCUGUGGUUGUGCUGAUGAUACAGAACAAUGGAACGAUACCUGUAAACUGGGAUUUUCUGUUUCCUUCUGACCAGAAGAUUGACAUGGAAUAUUGGGCAGAAAGUACUGAAUUUGAUCCCAGUGAGUUGCAUCAGAUGCGGAUCCAGGAUAAUCAGCUUUUCACCAUCGUUCCCAAGUCAGGAAAGCUUCCUCCAGGGCAAGAGCAAAUUAUACACCUAUCUUACAGACAUGAUUUUGUUGGCACUGACCGACUCCCAGUCCUACUAAAAGUAUCCCAUGGUCGAGAAAUUCUGCUGAAUUUUAUUGGCGUGACCUUGAAGCUGGGAUGCCACUACAUUCACUUCACUUCAGCUAAACAUAUGUUCACACCCAUUGCUAUUGGCACAUAUAAUUCUCCUAAACAAAUUUAUGAAUUGUAUAAUGGAGGUUCUACCAGUGCAGUCUAUGAAAUUCAGAUGGAUGCCCUCCUCCAAGUAGAGAGAGAAAAUCACCGUCAUGCAGUAUUUACCUGCCUGAAUCCAAGAGGAGAGAUUGGCCCCGGAUUAACCGCCCACACUGAAUGGAUUUUUUGCCCACUGGAAGCCAAAAUGUACUCCGUGGAUGUACCUAUUCAUAUCCUGGAUGGAGAUUCUGCUUUAAUUACCUUUCAAGGAGUAGGCUUCGAUCCACAAGUUAUGGGAGAAACCGCACAAUUUGAUAAAGUCGUAUCUGCUGCAACAACUCCAGUCUCUGCCAAAUUAACAGUACCUGGUCUGGCAGUAUAUUUAUCUCAGCCACGGAUAUGUCUUGGCAAUAUCCCUGUUUACAGCAAAUGUAGUCGCCUUUUUUUCCUCAACAAUGCUUCGGAGGAUGAGGCCAUCAUUUUUACCUGGCACAUACCAGGGAUCUCUCCUACUAUGGCGGCAUUGAAGAUCAUACCUCAAACUGGAAUUGUGCAGGCUGGAGAGAGCACUCAUUGCGUUCUUACGCUGCAUGCCAGUGAAAAUCCAUGCUUCUACAAUGUGGAUUUGAUCUGUGAGAUUUUUACUCAAAACUCAUUAGAUCAAUAUGAGAAAGAGUUGCAGGAAUGGGAAAUUGAAAACGCUCGCCAAGCUGUGGAGUUUACCAUCACUGAGAAAGACCUGGAUACAAAGAAAGACCCAAAGGAACCUUUCAAGGGAGCUCCAAAUAUGCCAGGAUUGUCAAAGUUUUCUAAAGUAUUUACGAAGAUAAGAAAAUAUAAGACUCUUCCUCCUAUUAAGAACAUCAGUGAGCCAAAUGCCCCCGCUAGCCGUAGCCAGAGGAGGCAGAUAAGGGACAAAGAGGCCAGCAGGUUCUGGCCCAAGCCUGAAUUCCCCAAGCCCUUCCUCAUGCACCUAGGCUUUACAGCCAGGUCCCACUCAAUCGAUGAUUUCUUGUCGAACUUCUCUAGUGACUUGCCCCAGCACUUCCUUUACCGCCGACUGAAGAAGAAAACAGCAAGAAAAGAUUCUGUACGUAAGACAUCUCUAUUCUCAGUUGCGAGCAAAAGUGGAAAAGGAUCGAUAAAAGAUGCCAUCUGGAUGGAUCUAGAAAACUGCACAGAACAAGAGGCCCAGCUCCUGACCGACAUGCUGUCUAUGGUGAUCAAGGGUUUGUUGGAGGAGAAACAGUUCCAAGAAGCAGUGGCUAGAAGCCUCACAGAACCCAUCCCCUACUUCUACCAAUUCUGGAGUGAAACAUCAGCAAAACAGAAAAAGAGUCCAACUGGCACCUCUCCGGAAACUCCUUGCCCAGAGAUCAGUGCUAAGAGUAGAACAGAGGAUGGAGAUUUGGGAAGGGAAACAGUAUCUCCCAGAGUCACUUCAUUUGUUUCAGAGAACCUAAGUGUCAUUAUUCGCAAGGAACAGUCCCGGGAAGACAAAGAAUUCCUUAUCAGGAUGCCCGCAUUUGCAAAUCUGGCUGAAAUGGUGCUGGAUAACACCAUCCAGAACAUUCUGGUGGAGGCCAGUCGUGGGGAAGUAGUGCUGACAGCACGGCCGAGAAUCAUUGCACACUCUCCUGUUUUCUCCCAAAAAGGUGUCAGUCCCAUAGUUUCGAUGCACAGAUCAUCUACAAUACCGGGGACUUCCAGUGAAAUCAAGAACUGUGAAGGGCAGCGGCACAUUGUCUUGGCCCCAUAGGAGCUCGCGGAAGACAUUGGGAU